Messenger RNA from Synchytrium microbalum, 2190 nucleotides. RefSeq lists its product as uncharacterized. Gene Ontology annotation, biological process: protein phosphorylation; microtubule cytoskeleton organization; intracellular signal transduction. The record is from RefSeq and is a predicted model, not a curated record. The transcript has 3 exons. NCBI's taxonomy places the organism in Eukaryota, Fungi, Chytridiomycota, Chytridiomycetes, Synchytriales, Synchytriaceae. Bases 1 to 2190 code for a protein of 729 amino acids. Gene Ontology annotation, molecular function: protein serine/threonine kinase activity; tau-protein kinase activity; ATP binding. Gene Ontology annotation, cellular component: cytoplasm.
AUGAGUUGGCAGCAGUACGACAAAUCAAAUCCAGACAGCCCAAAGUCAAAAAAGGAAGCUCCAAGAAGGACUUCCGUAGUAAUAAAGUCCCUCGAUGUCACUGAUGACGAUUUCUCGAAUGCCUCGCAAACCACAACUGCCUUCAACGAACUGGAGUACUUGAACUUGAAUUCCCUGUCUUUUUCUCGAUCUUCAGACUAUAUACGACGAGAGCCUGCUUCUGUCAGAAUACGGAAUAAAUACCUCCUGAAUACGGGUUUAAAUCAUCAAAGGACUCCUUCGGGUGAUAUUGCUGCUACUGCUGAACCAUUCGAGAAACCUGUCUUGCAGGGCGACUCGGUGCCUGGAUCACCAUCAGCUCCUCCAGCGACUGUCCCUUAUCAUUCAACUGCACCAGCCUCCCCAUCAUGCAUUCCACUGUCGACGAGUCCAUACACGCCGCCUCCCAAAAGAGUGAAUAGCAUGCUAAAUCGUGGUAGCCAGCAACAGGUGUCAUCGCUACUAUCUGUUGGGCUAUCACAGAAAGCAAGUGGACCACCUGCACGCGGAAUACCGAUUCCACCGACAGCUGCUUCACCAUCACAACCGCCAGCUAUAGGCCCACCUGUACCGUCACUCUUGGAUGAUCAGAAAACAUCAUCCGACGUAUGGCAGUCCGCCCAAUUAUAUAAUGUAGACAGACUGGGAUUAGGCUUACUGGCUCCAUCAGCGUUCGAACAUACAGAAUCAGAGUCUGAUGAAAUGACUAGAAAGUCGACAAGAAAACCCUCAUUUUCUACAAACGGAGCUGGUAUACCUAUAGCAUCAUCUUUCGCAACUACUCCUAGACCGCCACGAGAUAGAUCAGAUUCGUCAAACUCGGAUGAAUCAAACUCUAUUGGCAGACGGCGAACAUCACUCACAGAGCCUCAAUCACCACUUGCAUCUGAAGGAUCGACGUCAUCACCGCCAUCUACUGCACUGUCACAACAGGACCUCAGGAGAGGUACUAGUCUGAAAAUCAAAGUAAAGAAACGAGAUUCAGUCCAGUAUGGAGGAUCCACGCCACUUGUUGGAACGUCGUCUGUCGGUGCUCUGGCAUAUUCUAGUAUAACACCAAGUCCAGCUGUUAGUUUCUUGAGUGGUCUUGCAGAAAGGAUGAAUUCAGUUGCCCCGGUCGCUGGAGUAUAUGAAGAUGGUGACGAAGUCGGCGAAUAUCGACUAGUCAAAGUGAUUGGCGCAGGAGCCUUCUCGAAAGUAUUCGAAGCAGUCGCCAUUGCCGAUCCAUCGAAAUCGGUUGCUAUAAAAAUAGUGUGUAAAGAGCAACACGAUAUACCAGCUCGAGACUUAUUUCGGCUCAUUGAGCACGAAGUAUGGAUUUGGAGACCACUACGUCAUCGUCAUAUAGUAGCCAUGCUGGACAUUCUAGAGGCGGACGAUGCCCUCUUUAUAGUAUCCGAACUAGCACAGGGCGGCUCAUUACUAGACUUGAUACGGAAACAAGGACGACUACCUGAACCAUUAGCCCAAACCUUGUUUGCCCAAAUCUUGUCUGCCGUGAAAUACCUGCAUGAGGUAGCAAAUAUAGUACAUCGGGACAUCAAGUGUGAGAAUAUCUUGCUGGCCACACUCGAUCCACCGAAUGCUCUCCUGACGGAUUUCGGCUUGUCGGAAUAUAUACCGCCGACUGCAUCCACUUCACCAACAAGCGAUGUCUACAAUAGUAAUACCAAUAGUAUAGUGACGUCGCCCACCAUGAGUACUAACGCACCCAGUGCUACCGGUAACGGACCGCCAGAUACGAUAUUCUGUGCUGGCUCCCUCCAUUACUGUGCACCAGAAGAAUUACGAGCAACACCAGGCUCCAAUCCCCGAUCCCCAUCGGCAGAUAUCUGGUCGCUAGGAUGUGUGCUGUAUGCCAUGCUCAUAGGACAGUUGCCGUUUGGAGAUACGUUCCUGCCUAGAUUACAAAUGAGUAUUAUAAAUGGUAGAUACGAUGAAAAGAAAUUGGAGGAAUUCAAUGUCAGUCCUGAAGCUCAGAGUUUGAUUCGUGGGAUGCUGACGAUAUCAACUGAAAAGAGAUGGAGUAUUAGUGAUAUAUGUCAGUGUGAGUGGGUCAAAGCUGCUGCUGAUGUUGAUUUGGGAUUCAUGGAUGGCGACUUUGGUCGGCGCAGGAUCUCUUCAGUCAGUAUAGAACUCAGAGCCGAGUAA